AUGUCAAGAGGGGCGACUGGUUCGCCAGACUUCACCACGACUGAUGCUGUCAUUCCCGAUGCUAUUCCGUCUUAUACUCCACUCAAUCGAUAUAUUCUCCGUGAGUUCGAAUCAACUACGCAAGUACCAUUGCGGGACGACGGAAUCAAAGAUGCCGUCCGGUCGCAAUUGAAUGGGGGUCUACAAGAUUUGUUUGCGUACGUUGAAUGCUUCUAUGAGAACGAUUUGAAGAAAGUCGACACAGAGUUGACAGAUACGUACUUGGAGAUGGCUAUUCAAGCAUUGAAGGCUCAAUUCGACUUGGACAUGAUGUCAAAUGCCGUCGCCAAAGCUCGCGAACAGUUAAAGUCUGAUAUCAAUGAAAACCCUGAGUUGAUGUUGGAAACACUCGAGUAUUUUGAGAGUGUCGACAAACAAGGUGUAUUUAAAACUGUGAAGCAGCGAUACCUCGAGGCGAUGGCGACGAAGGACACCGAUUUCGUUGAGUACCUUGAAUCAAACCCCUACUACGAAAUGUACCGAAACGCAGCCCAGAUAAUCAUGGAUCCCUAUCUGGUGAUUGCAAAUGAAGAUAAUGAUGACGAUGUUGGCAUUAGUGGUGGUAAAAUAUCAUUGACAGAUCCUAUAUCGAUGACCAAGCUCGAAGAUCCACAACGGCUGAGAAAAUGUGGUCAUACCUUCAAUCUGGAUUACAUAAAAAGAAAUGUUGGAAGUCGUGGUAUUGAUUGCCCCAUCCCAGGGUGUCUGUAUCAGUUAACUAAAGAUGAUUUUGUGCCUGAUAUUUCAAUGAGACUACGGAUAAAAGUAGCAAACGAGAAAGAGAAGCAGGGGAAGAGAAAACCAGUUGAUUCUGUUAGAACUCGCGAACUGACCCCAGCUUAG
This is a messenger RNA of Diutina rugosa, 882 nucleotides long. RefSeq names its product SUMO ligase (gene MMS21). The coding region runs from base 1 to 882 and encodes 293 amino acids. Gene Ontology annotation, biological process: protein sumoylation; double-strand break repair via homologous recombination. The transcript has a single exon. The record is from RefSeq and is a predicted model, not a curated record. Gene Ontology annotation, cellular component: Smc5-Smc6 complex; nucleus. Gene Ontology annotation, molecular function: SUMO ligase activity; zinc ion binding. Lineage: Eukaryota; Fungi; Ascomycota; Pichiomycetes; Serinales; Debaryomycetaceae.